Messenger RNA from Sporothrix brasiliensis 5110, 312 nucleotides. RefSeq lists its product as uncharacterized. The record is from RefSeq and is a predicted model, not a curated record. NCBI's taxonomy places the organism in Eukaryota, Fungi, Ascomycota, Sordariomycetes, Ophiostomatales, Ophiostomataceae. Gene Ontology annotation, molecular function: zinc ion binding; DNA-binding transcription factor activity, RNA polymerase II-specific. Bases 1 to 312 code for a protein of 103 amino acids. Gene Ontology annotation, biological process: regulation of DNA-templated transcription. The transcript has a single exon.
AUGGCCUCCGUCGUCCGCAGCACGGCCCUCCGCGCCGGCGGUGCCUGUGUCCGCUGCCGCAAGGGCAAGACAAAGUGUGUCUACGAGAACGGCCGCGCGCCGUGCAAGAAUUGCGCAAAGGGCAUGCACGAAUGCUACCUCCCCUCAGAGUCGAUGAGCCAUGGUGGACAGGGUGUCUCUCCGGCUCGCAUCCCCCAGCGGACGCGCGAGUCCCUCCCCAGCGACAGCCGGGUGCCUGGUUCUGGAUCGGCCGACCGCGUUGUCCUCACCUCGUCGGCUUCGCGCCACUCGCUUGGCAGCGCGGAGAAGUAA